AUGAAGGAGAGCCGCGUGCGAUCCGAACAGCAGCCCAGCCCAGCCCAGUCGAGACGGCGGGGGCGCGCAUUACCUGUCCUCAUUCACGCGCAGAGAUGCUGAACGCACCAUCAUCAUCAUAAUGGUUUCUUUCUUUCGUGAAGAACGACACGAGAACAGAUAGAUGAAUGAUCAUGAGAUCGAUGUUUUUACGAUGGAUUGGAGCGAGAGAGCGGAUGACACGAGCUGGACUGAACAUGCGCGGGGUUUUAUUGUGGAUGGAGAUGGAAACGGGUGCAGAGCUUCUGGAACUAUGACAGAUAAUGUAAGCGAGAGCGCCGAUUCAAUUCCACUACAAACUCACACACUCAAAGAAUUUGAACAGCACCUCAACGACCUGAAGAAGGAAAACUUCAGCCUCAAACUCCGCAUUUACUUUCUAGAGGAGAGGAUCCAGCAGAAGUUUGAGGACAGCAGUGAUAAUGUCUACAGAACGGUGAGUGGCUCAGAGGUGAACGCAGCGCUCCGACCUCCAUCAAACCCAGCUGCAGCAGCUCAUCCAGGGUUGCUUGAGAAAUGGGGUGAAACAGGUUUGGAGUUGUAGUCUGUAGGACGGUAGGUAAUCCACAGGCAAAUCCACGAGCAGACACAGAGAGACAGUCCAAACAAUACAACAACCCUUACACAACAAAAAUAUAAUGCGAUAUAGUAUAAUCUAUCUAUCUAUCUAUCUAUCUAUCUAUCUAUCUAUCUAUCUAUCUAUCUAUCUAUCUAUCUAAAUC
Messenger RNA from Triplophysa rosa, 761 nucleotides. Its product is annotated as CDK5 regulatory subunit-associated protein 2-like. The coding region runs from base 164 to 583 and encodes 139 amino acids. NCBI's taxonomy places the organism in Eukaryota, Metazoa, Chordata, Actinopteri, Cypriniformes, Nemacheilidae. Gene Ontology annotation, cellular component: perinuclear region of cytoplasm; microtubule plus-end; microtubule organizing center. The transcript has 4 exons. Gene Ontology annotation, molecular function: calmodulin binding; protein kinase binding; transcription cis-regulatory region binding. Gene Ontology annotation, biological process: negative regulation of centriole replication; centriole replication; positive regulation of microtubule polymerization. The record is from RefSeq and is a predicted model, not a curated record.